Molecule: messenger RNA, 3148 nt
Organism: Drosophila serrata
Lineage: Eukaryota; Metazoa; Arthropoda; Insecta; Diptera; Drosophilidae
Gene: sca
Product: scabrous
Source: RefSeq, a predicted model, not a curated record
CAUACCUUGGGAAAUAAACCGGAAGUGCUUUAGUGCUUGGUGCGAACUGUCGGUUGGCCACAACAACAAAGUGUUUAAAGCGAAAACGAAAACAAAGCGGAUUAAGCCCGAGGCGAGCUACAGGAAUAAUUGUAGCAUUGUUUCCCAGCGCCUUUUUAUAAGGUGUUUGACUGUCACGCCGCCGGGAAGUCGGAAAAGCGAAAAAGCGGAAAGCCGGAAAGUCUCGAGUCUCAAAGUUUGUGUGUCGGCGGUAUGCGUGCCAGUCGUUUGCAUAAAUCGCCCUUGCCUGUGCCCGUUCCCGUGCCCGUCUAAGUCGAGUCCUUUCUUUUUUGUUAUUACCCCCAAAAACAUUCCGUGGCAACCGAGAAGGGAAAGCAAAGCAAAGCCUUCGCGUGAGCAUCUAAAUUGCCCUGCAACAAUGGCAGGCUCAAAUGGUUUGCGGCUAAUCCUGCUGGCGACGGUGAUCCUGCAGGUCGUUUGCCUGGCGGCGACGGCAGCGACGUCGGCUACCAGUGGCACGGUGGUGGUGCUCAGCGACGUGAACAACAUGUUGCGCGAUGCCACCAAGGCCACCGCCUCAUCGAAGGAUGUCAAGCCUAAAACGGAAACGGAGGCGCCAGAGUCCAGCGUGGAGCUGCUCCGUUUUGUGGAGGAUGAAGAGGAGGAGCGCGAUGAGGAGCAGGAGCGGGAUUCGCGAGAGCAGAAGGCACUGGGCGACCAGGUGCGCCUGCUGACCAAACAGCUCGGCGCCCUGAUGCUGCGGCGCCGCGAGGAUUACGAGAUGCUGGAGCACAACCUGCGCAAAUCCCUGCGGCUCACCACGAAUGCGGCCAGCGCCGAUUCUGGCCUGCGCGAUGAACUGAAUCAGCUCAGGGAGGAACUGGCCACGCUCCGGUCCUCGCAGAGUGGCAACAAGGAGCGCCUAACCGUCGAGUGGCUGCAGCAGACAAUCUCCGAGAUUCGCAAGCAGCUGGUGGAUCUGCAACGCACUGCCGGCAAUGUGGCCAAGGAUGUGCAGCAGCGUAGCACCACCUUCGAGGACCUGGCCACCAUCCGAAGUGACUAUCAGCAGCUUAAACUCGAGCUGGCCGCUCAGCGCGAACGGCAGCAGCAGACGGAGGUCUAUGUCCAGGAGCUGCGCGAGGAGAUGCUGCAGCAGGAGCAGGACUUCCAGCACGCUCUUGUCAAGCUCGAGCGGCGUCACAAGGAUCCCAAGGAGCGCAGCUCGGCCAGCGUGGAGGAGGAGAGCGGCAGUCAGGAAGCCGCCAGCCAGGAGUCCAAUGGCCUGGAACUCUCUGCCGAUCACAAGCGUCGUCAUUGCCGCUUCCAGAGCGAACAGAUCCAUCAGUUGCAACUCUCCCAACGCAACCUGCGCCGCCAGGUGAACGAGCUGAGGUUCCAUCACAUCGACGAGCGUGUGCGCAGCAUCGAGGUGGAGCAGCAUCGCAUUGCCAAUGCCAACUUCAACCUGAGCAGCCAGAUUGCUGCUCUGGACAAGCUUCACACCUCCAUGCUGGAACUGCUUGAGGAUGUCGAAGGACUGCAGACGAAGAUGGACAAGAGCAUUCCAGAGCUGAGGCACGAGAUCUCCAAGCUGGAGUUUGCCAAUGCACAAAUCACCUCGGAGCAGAGUCUGGUGCGUGAGGAGGGCAAGAAUGCAGCCCGAUCCUUGCAGGCCAUGGCCGUGAGUGUGAGUGUCCUGCAGGAAGAGCGUGAGGGCAUGCGCAAGCUGACAGCCAAUGUGGACCAGCUGAGGACCAAUGUGGAUCGCCUGCAGUCGCUGGUCAAUGAUGAGAUGAAGAACAAGCUCUCGCAUUUGAACAAGCCCCACAAGCGACCCCAUCAUCAGCAACUGCAGCUGAACCAGGACCAGGAGCAGGACUCACACAUAGACUCCGCCCUGGCCGAGACCCUGGUCAGUGAACUGGAGAAUGUGGAGACGCAGUAUGAGGCAAUUAUCAACAAGCUGCCCCAUGACUGCAGCGAAGUGCACACCGAGGCGGAUGGACUGCAUCUCAUUGCACCCGCUGGUCAGCGUCAUCCCCUGAUGUCCCAUUGCACUGCCGAUGGCUGGACGACAGUGCAGCGUCGCUUUGAUGGCAGUGCCGACUUCAACCGCUCCUGGGCGGACUAUGCCAAGGGAUUCGGUACGCCUGGCGGUGAAUUCUGGAUUGGGAACGAGCAGUUGCACCAUCUUACCCGGGACAACUGCAGCCGGCUGCAGGUGCAGAUGCAGGACAUCUACGACAAUGUCUGGGUGGCGGAGUAUGCCCGCUUCUACAUCUCCUCACGGGCCGAUGGCUAUCGCCUGCAGAUUGGCGCCUACAAGGGCAAUGCCUCGGAUGCCCUUAAUUACCAGCAGGGAAUGCAGUUCUCCGCCAUCGACGACGAUCGCGACAUCUCGCAGACGCACUGUGCUGCCAACUAUGAGGGUGGCUGGUGGUUCUCUCAUUGCCAGCACGCCAAUCUCAAUGGGCGCUACAACCUGGGCCUGACCUGGUUCGAUGCCGCUCGCAACGAAUGGAUCGCGGUCAAGUCCAGCCGGAUGCUGGUCAAGCGUCUGUCCGCCGCCGAGUGCCAAGCGAGCGUCGCUCCCGCCGCUUUCGCUUCUGCUUCCCCUUCCGCUUCCGUUGCGCCACCGACGGUGGCAAGCAGGACAGCGAACACGGCGGAAGCCACGACGGGAGCGACGCAGCCGAGCGGCGUGGUGCAGUUCGUGACCGAAAGGCAGGCGUAAGUGAGCUGUUUUCCCGCCAAAUCCCCGGAGGGGGGAAAACUGCUACAGUGAACCACCAGAGCCAUGCCUACUAUAGUUGGCAGGGCACUGUUUGUCUACAAGAUCUAAAAGAUCCCGCGGCAGGAUCCCCGCCAGUGUAAAUAAUCAGCGGAUCAGACCUAAGUUGUAGCAUUAAUCUUUGAACGGAGCUUACACUCACACUAGGCGUAUGCGUAAUUUAGUUGGCCAACAAACCAGAGACCCAACCCGUUCCACCCAUAUUCCACCCGUAUACAUAUUCGAUUCUUCGGUCUUUCAACAAGAUCUCAUAGAGGCUUAAGUUCCGCAGCAGCAAGUGGCUCAGACCAGACAUGGAGCCAGCGGGAGCAUAUCAUUUGAGAGAGUGCAGAGUUAAUGUCUAGACAUAAUCGA